Messenger RNA from Anopheles funestus (African malaria mosquito), 2145 nucleotides. RefSeq lists its product as uncharacterized. The record is from RefSeq and is a predicted model, not a curated record. Gene Ontology annotation, molecular function: RNA polymerase II cis-regulatory region sequence-specific DNA binding; DNA-binding transcription activator activity, RNA polymerase II-specific. Gene Ontology annotation, cellular component: nucleus. The transcript is spliced from 3 exons. Gene Ontology annotation, biological process: gliogenesis; regulation of transcription by RNA polymerase II. Lineage: Eukaryota; Metazoa; Arthropoda; Insecta; Diptera; Culicidae. Bases 35 to 2092 code for a protein of 685 amino acids.
GUUAAAAUUCUCUGUUUGAUUUUGUUGGAUUAAAAUGUUUUUCUACAAAAUAUUGCCGAAAGCUUGUAAAAUUAAAGAAAUUAUUUUUUUAAAAAAUUCAACUCAACAAACACGGGCUGUUCCUCAAUACCAACAGAACAAAAUGGCCGGCGAAUGGGAUAUCAAUGAUGCGCACAUACCCUUCAUCCAGGAGCUUACGUACGAAAAGUUUAACGAAUGGGCCGACGGGCACGUGCGGCACGUGUACCACCCGACGGACGAUCACGCCCGAAAGCACAUCUCGGGAUGGGCGAUGCGCAAUACCAACAAUCACAACGUUAGCAUCCUGAAGAAAAGCUGCCUCGGUGUGCUUAUCUGUACCGCCCGAUGUAAGCUACCGAACGGGGGCCAAAUUAAUCUACGGCCCGCCAUCUGUGAUAAAGCGCGCCGCAAGCAACAGGGUAGGGCCUGCCCGAAUCGUCACUGUAAGGCGGGUCGGUUGGAGGUGCUACCGUGUCGGGGACACUGUGGCUAUCCGGUGACACACUACUGGCGACACACGGAGAAAGCGAUCUUCUUUCAGGCCAAAGGGAACCAUGACCAUCCGAAGCCGGAAUCGAAAACGUCCGGUGAGACGAGAAAGUUGAUCGGUGCGACAGGGAGUGGAGCGAAGGGUGCGGCGGCUAAGAGUAAAAAAUUGUCCGUACUUCUGCUAAGAGAUGCAGCAUUAGGAAAUAAGGUGUGUGUGAGACGUUUUCUUAUGUCUCUGAAAUCAUCAAGUAAAGCGCUCGGUACUACAGGGUCGGAAAUCCUACAGCCUCCACCACUAAUUCCGGAUCCCAGUUAUGAAGAUUCCUCAAAGUGCUCAACCUGUACCCGAACACCGUGCGUCUGUAGAGCUAAGCUUGGUCUCAACUCUCUGACCACUUCCCUAUCAAGGUCCUCGGAAGGUAGUGGGAUGUUCUUCGAUUCAUCUGGCCAUCAAGCAACUCUACAAACUCAUCACCAUUCCAAUGGGACGUGGCAAUCAUACGAGCCUACAAUUGAAUCCUUCACACCGUCCUCUGCAUACGAAGGACCUGGAGGUCCUGGCAAUGGUUCCUGCAAUUCUAGCUUAAUGAACGAGUGCUUCCAUCCGGAGGAAAUCUUCCAGCUUGAUCAGCCCCUUCGACAGCAACAGCAGCAGCAACACCAUCAGAACACCAAUGGAGGUACACCGGCCAUAGUUAAUCAACUGGCUACCACAACUCCGACCACUCUGCUUGACCUCGGCAGUGGAGCUAUCUAUAAGAAGUGUAACCAAAUCAGCCCCGAGUACAUAUUCGGAGCGAAUACCUCCUCAAGUACUGGUGCUGACUCAUUAACCGGCGCUUAUCACACCUCGAAUCAAUCCUGCUCGUAUGGAACUUCCGCGAAUGAAAGCUGUAACACAGCGGUCACUACGGACCAUCAUCUUACGCUGCACAACAGCAAGUACUUCGCAGGUGAUGCUAGCUAUAACAAUCUUCCUCAUGAUGAAAGCUCUUCCAAGGAUUUGUUAAGAUACAUCAAAAAGGAAAUUGGUUCCACCAACGCGGGAAAAACUGCACUCAGCGAUAACGGCCUUAGUGGGACAAGAGCGCGAUCGUACGAAUGUGAUCAGAAUCAAUACAAAAAGGCUUCCUACACCUUCCGAGGGACAUCCACUAUUGGAACCUACUUUAGCAAUAGUGUCAAUAAUAAUAGCAGUAGUAUCGUUAACAACAAUAGUAUAACCUCGGCGGUAUCACCCAACAAACAGGCUAAUUAUAACCAUCUUACAAACGAACCAUCUGUCAAUUACGAUUAUCACUCGACCGAUCAUACCACCUCCCCGAGUAGCCAUACGAACUCUAACUUCUCCGACCAGACGUUCGGUACGAGUAGCUGCAGCUACAUGAGUACGUCGGUGGCAGGGCCACAGCACAACCAGGAGAUACAUUACUCUUAUGCUGCCGGUGAUAAUUAUCGUUUCGGGAGCAAUUACGCGAAGGGUUCGUCGCUUGCACCCAUUCACGGUGGUGCAUCGUUUCAAGCAACAGCAGUGCAACAAAUGCAUCCAGAGCUACCACUAGCUGCAUAUGAAUUUUAUUAGAAUGCAGCGAGCUUUCGUGGUAAAUAGUCGAUAUGGUGAAGAAUAAAUGAUUG